AUGUUUCAUUAUCCACAGAAACGGCGUUUAAUCAAGCGAGAAGAUUUAGCUCCUGGGAUCCAAGCCCCUGACCUCCAACCAAAGGAUGUCUCCCCCGGGACAGAAAAGCCUCCCAAAAAAGAGAAGAAGGAGAAGAAGGAGAAGAAGGAGAAGGAGGACAAGCCGGACGCCCCGAAUCCUUCGCUCCAACCCAACGGCGGUGACGCCCCGGGAGAUACGAACCCCCAUGAACAAGACACCGGCGGAGAUGCUGACCCGAAAAGCAAAGAUAAAGGAAAAUCGGCCAAGAAACCCUCGGCCGAAGACAAGGAGAAGAAGAAGCAAGAGAAGAUCGAAAAGCAGAAGAAGAAAGUCCAGAAGGCCCAGGACAAACUCGACGCCGAAAAGGCGAAAUUAGAAAAACUUCUCAACGGCGGCGAUGAUAAAGGGAAGGACGGAGACAAAGGCAAGAAAGGAAAGAAGGAGAAGAAAGGCUCCAAAUCAAAGGAGGAAAACCCGAACGGCGGCGAUCAGCAACCAAAAGAUUUGGACCCGACUCCUGAUCCGAGCGACAACGGCCUUGGUGGUGGAGGCGGAAGCCAAUCCGGAGGUGGUGGAAGCCAAUCCGGAGGUGGUGGAAGCCAAUCCGGAGGUGGUGGACUCGAAUCCGGGGGUGGCGGUGGUUCCGGUGGUGGAAGCGGUGGUGGCUCCGGCGGCGGCUCGGGCGGUGGCAAUGGUGGCGAAAAGGGUGGCGAAAAGGGUGGCGAAAAGGGUGGCAAAAAGGGCAAGGGCACUUCAACUACGACACCCGGGGACGUGGUCGGUGGUGGCAAGGGCAGCGGCUCUGGCUCGGGGAACAACAAUACGAAAGACGCCGGACAAGAAGACCCCAACCCAACUCCUCCCUCCAUCUAGUCUUCCUCUCCAAGAGAUAGCGGCGCCUAAUCCGAUCACAAGACCAA
This is a messenger RNA of Puccinia graminis f. sp. tritici CRL 75-36-700-3, 941 nucleotides long. RefSeq lists its product as uncharacterized. Lineage: Eukaryota; Fungi; Basidiomycota; Pucciniomycetes; Pucciniales; Pucciniaceae. The coding region runs from base 1 to 894 and encodes 297 amino acids. The record is from RefSeq and is a predicted model, not a curated record. The transcript has a single exon.